Messenger RNA from Drosophila erecta, 792 nucleotides. Its product is annotated as transcription initiation factor TFIID subunit 8. Lineage: Eukaryota; Metazoa; Arthropoda; Insecta; Diptera; Drosophilidae. The coding region runs from base 1 to 792 and encodes 263 amino acids. The transcript has 3 exons. The record is from RefSeq and is a predicted model, not a curated record. Gene Ontology annotation, biological process: transcription initiation at RNA polymerase II promoter. Gene Ontology annotation, cellular component: transcription factor TFIID complex.
AUGAAUGCCUACGACGAGAUCUUGUCUAAAGUGCUGGACAAGUUGCUGGCAUCCAGGAACUGCAAGGUGGAUGACGAAGUAUUGCGUCAGUCGAUGCUGGAACUUUUGCGGAACAGGUUCCGUGACAUUGCCCAUCGGACCACCAAUUGGUCUAAUCACGCCGGGCGCAGUGCACCCAGCUACUUUGAUCUGGAGCGCAUCUUCAUCCUGAUGAACAUCCAUUUGGGCGGCCUCAAGUCCAUUUGCCAGGCCCAAACGGGUUCGCUGGCCAUGGUUGAAUGUCCAGCCCUGGAGACUCCGGACCAGGAUUUUCACAAGGGGCCACAAGCCAUGCUGAGUGGCACAAAGGCCAGGGAAUUGGCCUGUUCCUCGUACAUUCCGGACUAUUUGCCACCAUUUCCAGGGGCGCACACGUACAGGAAUACGCUUAUUGAGAAGACUACGGAUCGCAGCUAUGUGGCCGUGAGGAAUCGUCAUGCCGAGAACGAGCUAAGCACUCAAAAGGCCUUAAAUGGCUUCUACUUGAGGUGCAAUCCCAAGAUAUCGCUUUUCGAAAAUACCCAAGGCGACGCAAGUGGUCAUAUUUUGGAUCUAGGCGCGCCCAAGAAACUUCCUUACUCGGACGCCCUGAUGCCGCAAAGUCAGGUCUUUGAUACGGACAUCUAUGCUUCCAUGGAGGUGAUAACCCACAAAGCCCUCAACUGCCGCUUCUUGGAAGAGCCCAAGCUGCGUGGUUCACGCACAUCCUCUGAAAAUCGCGAAGGAGACGGCGAGGAAAUGGAGGAAUCCUGA